UUUUCCAGAUCGAACUGCUUCCCUUCUCGGUUUUACUAGGUGAUUCAUGGCUGCCUAGCCAAAUUACCAGAAUAUCCCCUCACACUGAUUUCGUCAUAAUCGGCGGCUCAGAUCUUGGUUAUGAACGUGCUUUACCAUUCUGGAAAGUAGAGAAUGAGACCUUUCCAACGCGUAUAAGCUCAUUUCUAGAAGUUACUUGAGCUGCACGCAAUCUUCUGUUGAGAUCGUCAAACUUAAUCUCUAGUUAGUUCUCUCCAGAUUUGCACGAUUUCCAUCAGUGGUAUCAGAGCCACGGUUAGAGGACGUUCUUUCCUCCAGUGGAAGAGAUCUAGAGAGGCUUGAAGUGCUCCAGAUCUAGGGUUUGACAUGGCCCAAAAGUUGGAUGGCCCUCCUAGGUUUACCGGCUCGGACUUUUCGCUAUGGAGGUUCCAGUUCACACUAUGGCUAGGUAUUAAGGACCUAGAAAGUGUGUUGGAUGGAUCGGAGAAGCGACCACGAGCUGACUCUGGGGAGGCGUCUACUGGAGCAACCAGCCAAGUGGGAUCCGGGGCUGGGGGAGCGUCGUUGAGUGGGGUGAAGGAAGGAGGAACUGCUGCAACUCGAACCGGAAGGUCGCAACCAAGUAGCGAGGAGUUGCUCAAAGCUCAAGAAGCAUGGGAUCGGAAGGAUCGCCAGGCUUUUCAGUACCUGUGUUGGGCUUUGGAGGGGCAACUUGAGCUUCUUAAGAUGCUGAUUGACCUGAAGGGGAAGGAAGGUGCAGCGGCUGCAGCUUGGAAAAGAGUACAAGAUAGGCACUUGCAGAAAGGGCUUCUAAGCGUGCUUACUUGGCGGAAGCGGUUUUACACCAUGGAGCGGAACUAUGGGGAGGGGGAGACCAUGGUUCAGUAUCUCCAGAGGGUGGAUGAGAAUGUGCGGGCUUUGGAGGAGCUGGAUUACAUGGUAGAUGAGAAGGAGAUCAUCUAUACUGCGCUCCAAGGGUUGGAUCAAGCGGCUAAUGAGGCAUUACUACAGUACCUUCACCUCGAGCAACAGAAAUGGACCAAGGUGUGGAUUUGGGAGGUUCUAAUUUCUGAUGAGGCUCGCAAGGUUGAUGCUGGAAGAGGUCUAGAAGGAGGCAUGGGUGCAGCAGAUAAAGCUUCCUUCAGGAAAGGCUAUCAACAGCAAGGAGGUGGGGGGAAGAAGAAAGAGUUGGACAAAUGCCUUGUGCCCGGAUGCAACAAAAAACACUCUUGGAAGAGUUGCUGGAGUAGGCCUGAGGGAUGGAAGCCUCACGGCUACUCUGGAGAGGCCCCACCAGUGACCAAACCUGAUUGGGUGGAGAAAAGGAUGAAGAAGGGGCUCUGGAAUAAGAAGGGCAGCAAGGGAGCAACGGCCGCAGUUGCUAAGGAUGAGAAGGGGAAGGGCCAAGACGACUCCUCCGAUGAUGGUUUCUCGUUUCUCAUGCUAGGGCAGGAUGCAGCUCUCGCUGGUCGUGCAUUGGCUGAUCCCAACUUCCUGGUUCUAGACUCUGGAGCAACAUCUGGGAUGCUUCCUCGCUGUGAUCUCUUCACCUCCUACCAUCCUCUCCCACCAAACUCGAGGAACGUGAUUGUUGGGAGCGGAGAUUUGCUGCAAGCAAUUGGCAUCGGCACGAUCACCAUUAAGGGGAAGGAGGGGGAGCUAGUGGGUGUGAAGGGGGUCCUUCACGUCCCUGGUUUGGCUGCAAACCUCCUUUCAUGCUCGCAGCUGGCUAAACAGGGAUACAUCUGCACUUUCACUGAGGGAGGGUGUACUGUUAGAAAGGGUGAAGCUGUGGUGAUGGAGGCAAAGCUGGACAAGGGUUUAUACCUUGUUCCAGCUUGUGUGCCUAAUUGUUACAAGGCACAUAUGGUUUUUUCUGAGGAAGCCGCUUGUAGCACUCGCUGGAGGCAGGUGGAAACGGUGUCACCUGAGUUGCUACACCUUCGCAUGGGGCACGCGGGGAAGCAGCAACUGCUGGAGUGUGUGAAGAAGGGGGAGCUGAAGGGGGUGGAGGUCAAGGAAGGAGCUGGGCAGCAGAGCAAAUGUCCCGACUGCACGUCUGGAAAGCUGCCUAGAACCUCAUUCCCUAUCUCCUCUGAUCAUGCCUCGACUCCCCUUGAGCUGGUGCACACGGAUGUGUGUGGACCGAUGCAAACUCCUGACCGGGAAAAGGGCAACAGAUACUUUGUCACCUUUCUUGAUGACUUCAGUCGACUUAGCUGGGUCAUCUUGGUGAAGACCAAGGAUGAGGUGACGAAGGUGUUUAGGCGGUGGAUACGCUAUGUGGAGAGGGAGUCAGGGGCCAAGGUGAAGGUGUUAAGGUCAGAUCGGGGUGGAGAGUACCUUGGGAAAGAACUUCAAACCUUCUUGGAAGAAAAGGGUAUUACCCACCAGCUCUCUGUACCUUACACGCCGCAGCAAAAUGGGGCAGCGGAGCGGCUUAACAGGACCUUGACCGAUUUGGCUCGGGCCAUCCUUUCCCAUGCCGAGCUUGAUAACACUUGGUGGGGGGCAGCAGUGGAGUAUGCCAACUGGGUGAAGAACAGGAUGGGCAGCAAGGGGCUUGGAGGCAAGAGCCCAUACUCCUUAUGGACAGGGAAGGUGCCGAAUGUUUCCAUGGCAUGAGUGUGGGGGUGCAUGGCACAGUAUAAGGUACCUGACCAGCAAAGGAGGAAGCUAGAUCCUAAGGCACAGUGGGGGAUCUUCCUUGGGGUUUCUGAGAGGAGCAAGGCUUGGGUGCUGUGGAGUGUAGCUGACCAGCGUGUGAUGGAGAGCCGUGAUGUGGUUUUCCAUGAGGGGCUGAAUUUUAAGGGGUGGAAGGAGCAUGGUACAAGCCAAAGUGGGACUUCCAUUCAAGACCCUCAUACGGCUUCUAUCUUUGAGGGGGCAUGGGAGGACCCUGGAGAUGAAGGGGAGGAGCAGCAGGAGGAGCCAGAACCAGCUGAUCCUAACCAUGAGGAGUCCCGAGAGACAGAUUCUACCCCUCAGCCAGCCACGCAGGCCGAUGCGCGUGAUGAUCAGCCGGAGCAGCAUGUGCCUUCAACUCCAUCGAGAAGCAGUUGGCAGCAGUUGUUGAACCAGCAGCUGUCCAAGACUCCAAGGACUCCAAUGAAGAGGGUGACUUGGGAGGAGAAGCUGCGGAGGCUGGAAGAAGGAGAGGCAACACCUCUGCGACGUAGUGCUCGAAUUUCCCAGCCACCUGAAAGGUUUUCACCGGGCCACAUUGCACGCAUGCAUGAUCAUCU
Messenger RNA from Closterium sp. NIES-67, 3245 nucleotides. The record is from the annotation of a GenBank genome assembly. NCBI's taxonomy places the organism in Eukaryota, Viridiplantae, Streptophyta, Zygnematophyceae, Desmidiales, Closteriaceae.